AUGGUCCACGGUAGGUCGUCAUCUGGCUGCGGGGGAGGCCAGAGCAGCCGUGGCGAGAGCUCUAACGGCGGCGGCAGCCGUCGCGAGAAGACCGAGGCCGAGAAGGUGGCCUCCGAUGCCGCGCGCCUCCGCGGCUCCUACCGGUACCUCAACUACUGGAGGAAGCCGCCGCCAGCGUUCUUGCGCCGCGAAUCCGCCCGCGGCCUGGCGCCUCCUCUUCGUGUUGCCCGGCAUCUUAUUCUCGAACCCCCCCGAACCAAGUGGGAAGCGAACCUCCCACCCCCGCGCGCACCCCACCUCCCGUCCCGCGUGCCUCCCACCUCCCGCGCGCGCGUCGCCUCCCACCUCCCACCUCCCGCCCGCGCGCCACGCCCACCACCUUUCGCACGCCCCGGCUACCGCCGCCCACUCCGCCUGCCCGCGCGCCCCGGCGACCGCCGCCACACCACCUGCCGCCCCCUCGGCGACCGCCGCCCCCCACCACUGCCGCGCGCCCGGCGGCCGUCGCGCGCCCCGGCGACCGCCGCCCCCACCACCUACAGCGCGCCUUGA
Molecule: messenger RNA, 552 nt
Organism: Lolium perenne
Lineage: Eukaryota; Viridiplantae; Streptophyta; Magnoliopsida; Poales; Poaceae
Source: RefSeq, a predicted model, not a curated record